CCCUACUCUGUUCACAGUCCAGAGAUGGGCAAGAAGAAGGAAGAAUUUACCAUUGAGUGGGUAUGAAUUAUUCCCGUGGGCAGGUAACAGAGCAUUGCGUUUGUGAAGUGGAGAUCUGAGAUGUGCAUGGGUAAGUUGGUAACCCACUAAGCCAUUAGAUAUGCAGUCAUGCUCUUGUUCCUUGACAAGUUAGUAGUAGUUGGAAAUUGAGAAUCUCAUGUGCCAUUGAUAGCUAUUGAAGUUGAAGGUGAUGAAAUGGCGGUCCGGAAGGCACUGGAUUUUGACUGUGUCAGGGUGGGGCUUCCCACUUGAUGAUUUGUUAGCCAAUGGGUGCAAUGCAGUAACAUGGGGUGUUAUCCAACGCACAAAUAUUCACCUGUAGAAUCUCUUUCUUGCUCAAGAUUCUUGAGUAGCUUACAUGUUCUGACAAAUUCAGUAAUUUUUUCCCCUUUGUUUUGGGUUUUUUUUUUCGGUGUAUUUUUAAUUGAAAAACAGAAAACAUAUUUACACAGAAAAUAAUGAAAUUUUUUCAUCACGCAAAACCUUAAAAGUACUCUCGUACUUACAUGCCUGCGGUCUCUCUCUCUCUCUGUGCCUCUCUCUGCUUCUCUCAUUGUCAUUUCUUCCAACAUCAAAUAGUUGCAACAGUUUCCACAUCAAAACCAUAAUCAUCACGCCUCUCAGCCCACACGCACCCCUCCUUCCCUUUCCCAGUCUCUCUACAUCAAUAACCCAGCCAUCGCACCAUCUAUCCUGAAUCCUCUCUCGCUCUUUCUCUCUUUCUCUCUUUCUCUCUCAACAUGCCCAUGAACCACUUCUCUCCAAACCUUCCAGAAACAAUCUGGUGGACACAAGUCACACCACCACAACCCAUAAUGGAACCAGCCCCAAAUACCCCUUCCUCUAAACACAAACCCCUCAUCCCCCACCACCACCAUCCCCUAGUUUCCCUCAAUUCCUACCACUCCCAACACUCACCCCCCAUGUUCCCUACCCGUAGCACUACCCCUUUCAACUUCAACCUUAACCAAGAUACAGAAGACGAUGAAGAUGAGGAGGUCGAGGAAGUAGCUGCGGAAGAAGAGGAGGAAGAAGUGAUAAUAGGGGCAGAGAGACAACCCAUGUUCGAGAAGCCCUUAACUCCUAGCGACGUAGGUAAGCUUAACCGACUAGUCAUACCAAAACAACACGCGGAGAAGUACUUCCCGCUGGGCGGUGACUCGGGCGAGAAAGGCUUGUUACUGAGUUUCGAAGACGAGUGUGGCAAGUGUUGGAGGUUUCGAUACUCGUAUUGGAACAGUAGCCAAAGUUACGUAUUGACGAAAGGGUGGAGCCGUUUCGUCAAAGAAAAGAGGCUGGAUGCAGGCGACGUCGUUUUGUUCCAGCGAGACCGCUCCGACGCUGACCGCUUCUUUAUUGGUUGGAGGCGCCGUGCUGGCCCUGCGCAGGAUAACCCUGCGGCGGCUCCCCCUGUCGCUGCUCACACCAAUACUGGCAAUACUUCUGUGGGGUGGACCAGGGUGUUCUAUUCUGCGCAUGCUUAUCCUUCGCAUCCCCAUGCCCCUCCCCUACCAUACCAACCUGACUGUCUUCAUGCAGGGUCGGUUGCAAAGAAUCAAACGACGCCGGUGGGCAACUCAAAGAGACUCAGGCUGUUUGGGGUGAACCUGGAGUGCCAAAUGGACGAGUCCGAACCAUCCACUCCUGACGGUUCCUCAUUGUCGAGCCAGGGGCCAGUGCACCACCAAUUUUACCCUCAAGCUUACUCUUCCAACGCAUACAACCACAUGGAUAUCAAUUUCUCCCGAGACGUCAACCAGAUGAGAGAUCACCGAGGAUAAGAUCUGUGGAUGUGACGUCCUGGAUUUGACUUGUUGAAUCCACUUGGAAUGUCCAAAUAAAAAAAAUUAUGCAAAAAUGAAAAAGUAAAAACAGAAGCUCAUAGCCAAAAAAGAAAGCGAGAGAGAGAAUCCCCUGGUUUGCAGGGAAGUUUGUGGCAGUAGAAGAGGGAAACAAGUGGAGUGACAUUAACGUAGAGGGGUAGAGGGAAGGGAGGAGAUGGAGGGGGGGGCCCCCAAUUAGAAACUAAACUAGGGCUGACGUGAUGCGACGCCAAAUGGGAGUUUUUUUGGGUUCAGUUGAAAUCAGGAAUCUUAAUUUCCCACUGUUGGGAUUCUGGGUCUAGAUUUUUCAAUCACAAUAAUAAAAGGAGUAUGGUAUGGUAUGGUGUGUUGAUGGUGGUACUGAUGGUGGGGAGGUGAGUGGGUGGGUGGACUUGACAGCCCAGUGGGUACUAGCCCACUCCUCCUUCCCCCCCCCCUCUCCUCUCUCUCUCUCUCUCUCUCUCUCUCCCCAUUCCCCUCAUCUCCAUGUGUAUUUCAUAUAAUUCUUCAGUUGUUUCUCUGAUAUUAUGCUCUGCUGCAAUUUGUAAAGGUACAUAUGUUUAAUUUUUAAGCAUUUUCAUUCUUUUUCA
Molecule: messenger RNA, 2473 nt
Organism: Vitis riparia (riverbank grape)
Lineage: Eukaryota; Viridiplantae; Streptophyta; Magnoliopsida; Vitales; Vitaceae
Product: B3 domain-containing protein At2g36080-like
Exons: 3
Coding region: 801-1841 (346 amino acids)
Molecular function (GO): DNA-binding transcription factor activity; DNA binding
Source: RefSeq, a predicted model, not a curated record